GCUUGCUGUAAACUAUGACCUUGAGAGGACGCGUACGUCAAGUUUGUUCCAGACGUCAGAAGUUUCAUAGCUGUGCUCUCAGAGCAGGAUUCUGAAGGAGAAAAAAAAGAGAAACAGAAGAGCAGCAAGGCACUUGGAUAUGAACGCCAAAGGUUGCUUAACAUUGUGUACUAGAACGGACAGAGGUAUAAUAAUUAUUAUACCACAAUAGGCGCUAAUGAUGUCUCCAUGAAACAAGUAAUUAUGUUUAACAACAGCAGAAUAAGUUCAUAUAAACCGGAUAAUGUAGUAGUAGUUAACGGCCAGCCCGGUUUAGUUACUGACAUAAAGGAUAUCCUUUAUGUCAGUAGUAGUCCAUCAUAUGAUGGACUACUAAAAUUUAGGACUUUCAUUGACCCACGCAAUUACUUUGAAGAUCCUUUCCCAUCUUGUGAUAUUGGAAUCUUUAUGUGCUCCGUAGUUAGCCAUGAAUACACAUGGGUUUCAGUUAAGAACAUUGAUUGUAAAUGUAUAGCCAUCAAUUGUACCAAUUACAUAGUUGUAAUCCCAUUGUUGCAUACUUUAUUGUAAAUGCAUUUCGUUUCAUUAGUGUUUAAUUAGUGAUGAUAAACCAUUUACUUACGUCUUAUGUUCUUUUCAGCCCACUAACAAGAAAUACGUUAUUGUUGACGCCCUUAAAAAAAACAACUUUUGAUAGCAUCAAAAAAAUGGAUAGUUGGCAAUGACCUUUGCGCUUUUCCGAAUGAGAUGGUCGAUAUACACCUUCAGAAGUGCGACCAACCUAAUGACAAUUGGUCACUUAUGAAGUGUAAAGUUAUUCAUGAAUUAGAAUCUCUGCAGUCUGCAAAAGAUCUGUUAGCUUCCCUGCAAAGACUGCAAUCUCACCUUGAAAACACUUCAACGGAUGAAAACACUCUGCCGCAUAACACUGAGAAGCCCAAGAGAGGUGUAAUGAAACGUAAAGAUUUUCUUUACAAUUCAGUAGACAUGGAUGUGGCUGAGAUGCAGGCUGGGAAUAUCCGCGUACAAUAUCCCAAAUUUCGUGUUUUCGACAAAGUGAUAUCUCCAAUCGCCAAUUCAACACAAUUAGAGACAUCACCAUCGACAUCGGAAUGUAAGCAUGUUGGUGGCGCUGUAUUGGACCAGUUGUAUGCUGUGGUGCUGAAGAUGUCGUCAGCUAUCAAUGACUUGACUAAAACGAUUAACAACAUGUCGUCCGCCAUUACGAACUUGAAUGUUAAUGUUAACCAAUUGCUUUCAAAGUCUAAUGAGCGCGAAAGACCGCAUGAAUUCGAUUGCGGACUGUCAAGUCAGCAGUUCCCUUUGUCAUCUGAAGAGGAACUACAGAUGCUAGACACUGGUUUGUCGCAGAAAGAAACCAGGGACAGAUUUAUGGCAAUGGUCACUAGGUUAUCAGGUGACGAUCCAAAAACGUCCAUGCGUUUUAUUCUGUCGCAUCUGCUGACACCGGAGGUUGCCAGUAAAUUCACGUUACUUGGCACCUCUUCUAAACGAGCACUACAUAAAUGCACGUUUUACAGCUGCAUACGAAGUGCCUUAACUCAUCGUUUUUUGUCAUCCUCUGUAAAUGAGAAAGACCUUGGUAAGCUAUACGACAUAGCGACACAAGGUUACUUUCACGACCUCCGAGACAUGAUGAUAAAACGAAAUAGAAGAAAAGAAAAUCAGUUACAGUCAACAAUACUGACGAACAUAACCAAUUCACAGGACGACUACCCCAAUUGUGAUUAGUCCGAGCAAAUGCUUUGAUGUUGUACCUCGAUUUCAAUAAACAUUAUUCAUUCAAACAGCUUACUCUUUUACGUACAUGGGAAACUGUUGAAGUGUUGAGAAUGUGUGUUUGAGUUUCAGUGAACUAUUGAUUAAAUGCACAUUUCUUAUGAAUACAUCAUAACCUGUUCGUUCUUUUUCAGAUAAUUUCAAAUAACAAUGUAUUAGCAAUUGUAUUGGAUAUGCAUAACAAUCGAUGCUUCACCUUGUGCUCUACUGUUGUACAAUAAUACGCUUUUCUUUUUCAAUAAAAUUUUUGAAAUA
Messenger RNA from Schistosoma intercalatum, 2055 nucleotides. Lineage: Eukaryota; Metazoa; Platyhelminthes; Trematoda; Strigeidida; Schistosomatidae. The record is from the annotation of a GenBank genome assembly.